This is a messenger RNA of Thalassophryne amazonica, 3684 nucleotides long. Its product is annotated as polypyrimidine tract-binding protein 3-like. Gene Ontology annotation, cellular component: nucleus. The coding region runs from base 166 to 1698 and encodes 510 amino acids. Gene Ontology annotation, biological process: mRNA processing; regulation of RNA splicing. NCBI's taxonomy places the organism in Eukaryota, Metazoa, Chordata, Actinopteri, Batrachoidiformes, Batrachoididae. Gene Ontology annotation, molecular function: mRNA binding. The record is from RefSeq and is a predicted model, not a curated record. The transcript is spliced from 15 exons.
CGUGUCCUGCCGUGACGUCAUUAUGGAGGAAGUGCGCUGCUUGUUGUCGGUGGUUGCGGGUUCGGGACCGUUCGUGACGCUGCGGGACCAGAACUCCGGAACCGCACGAACUAUGGACCGGAAGCAGAUGCAGAUGUUCUUUUGUUGCUCGCCUGUUCUGAGACCAUGAGCGGCUCCAACCUGCCGACAGGAACUAUCUGUGGCUCCACACUGGAUGGCGCCAACGGGCUGUGUGAUUCUGGUCGUGUUUCAUGUGUCCCGUCGUCUCGGGUUCUUCACCUUCGGCGGCUGCCCGCUGACGUCUGUGAACAAGAAGUGCUCUCUCUGGCGCUCCCUUUUGGCCGAGUUAGUAACCUGAUAACGCUGAAGGCCAAGAAGCAGGCGUUUUUAGAAAUGGCAUCAGAGGAAGCUGCUGUUACUAUGGUAAACUACUACACCUCAGUCACACCCAGUAUCAGGAAUCAGCCAAUCUUCAUCCAGUUCUCCAACCAUCAAGAGUUGAAGACUGACAGCUUUCCCAAUCAGAGAGUGCAUGCAGUGCUGCAGGCCAUCAGUGCAUCAGAGGUGCAUCCUGGGAACAUGCUGACAGGAGGCGAGGGGCGGAGCUUAGCUCUGGGUCAAAGUCCUGUCCUACGAAUCAUUGUUGAGAAUUUGUUUUAUCCUGUCACGCUGGAAGUGCUGCAGCAGAUCUUCAGUAAAUUCGGGUCAGUCUUGAAGAUCAUCACCUUCACGAGGAACAACCAGUUUCAGGCUCUGCUGCAGUUCAGUGACGCCACACACGCUCAGCACGCCAAGGCGGGUCUGGAUGGACAGAACAUCUACAAUGGCUGCUGCACGCUGCGCAUUGACUGCUCCAAACUCAGCACGCUCAAUGUCAAGUACAACAACGACAAGAGUCGUGACUUCACCAGAGUCGACCUUCCCACCGGCGAACUGGAACCCGCCUCCACCGCUGCCUUCGGUGUGGCCCUUCCUCCGUACGGUGCCGCAGUUUUCCCACCCACAAUCAGCCAGCACACAGGUAUUUCUGUCCAAGCUGUUCCAGGCUCAUUGGUGCCAACAGGUCGAAUGUCUGUCCAGACUCUGGCACCCCCUGCUGUUCACUCUGUGUUGCUGGUUUCUAACCUGAAUCCAGAGACUGUAUCUCCUCACUGCCUCUUCAUCCUCUUUGGUGUUUACGGCGAUGUACAGCGAGUGAAAAUUCUCUUCAACAAGAAGGAAAAUGCUCUAGUUCAGAUGAGCGAUGCAACACAAGCUCAGCUCGCAAUGAGUCAUCUGAAUGGCCAGUGUCUCCAUGGCAACACGAUCCGGGUGACACUGUCCAAACACCCGAUGGUGCAACUUCCUCGCGGGGGAGUAGGGCAGGAGGAGCAGAUGCUGACACGUGACUUCUCAGGCUCCGCCCUCCACCGCUUCAAAAAGCCUGGUUCUAAAAACUUCAACAACAUCUUCCCUCCGUCUGCGACGCUGCAUCUGUCCAACAUACCCUCCUCUGUCAGUGAAGAUAUGUUGAAGGAUUUAUUCUCCUCCAGUGGAUUCACUGUCAAAGCCUUCAGGUUUUUCCAGAAGGACAGGAAGAUGGCUCUGAUGCAGCUGGCAUCUGUUGAGGAAGCGAUCGAGGCACUGAUUGUUCUGCACGACCACCAGCUGGAUCACAACCAGCACCUCCGGGUCUCCUUUUCGAAGUCUACUAUCUGAUCUCUGACCAGAGACACACAUGUUAUGGACCAGGUGACUUAUGCAGCACUGAAACAUCGUGGGAAAUUCUUGGCGUGCUUUCUCUUGAAGCUCUGGGGCCAUCAGCUUUGUUGUUAUGUCACAUGACCCACAAUGUAUCGGUGGAGAAUGACUUUUGACCCAUCUUCUUCCCCGUGUUGUUUACUCAGUUUUUUUCUUUGUCUGGUUGUCCUGGAAACAGACGGUCCAAUGGAAGAGGCCAGUCAGCAAGGACCACUCCACUACAAACACAACUUUCGCCAUAGCGACCGAGCUUCUGAGCAACAAGUAGCAGUGCAUUGUGGGUAAUGGAGUUGAACUUUACACCAGGCAGAAAGACGUUCAACUUGAUUUUUUUUUUUUUUUUGCAUGUACAAAAUUAGUUUCAACAUUUGUUUGUUGAUUUUAAAGGGUCGUGAUGUUAAAACCUGUAUUUUUAUUAUUUUUUAAUGCUGCAGGUUUCAUAUUAAAGGUCACAUGAUCACAUUCAGCACUCAGGCUGAGUGGAGGACAAAGUUUGAAAAAAUACCAAAAUUAAGAGUCAAAUGAUGCAAUUUGCCCUUCUGGUUCAGGAGUUGGACCAACAACUCUGUGUUCUCUAAGCUGCUAUUCACACAUUUAGGCUACCAAAAGCGGGUCGCAGGCAGAGCUCAUCGUUAACUGGACCACUGGCAUGGCUACUGGGCAGGGCUUAAGACAGAGCAUGGCUUUCAGUUUGGAGAUGGGAAACAUGAUGGUCCUCUGGUCCAUCUGCCUUCCAUCAUGCUGCUGACAGUGAGCAGGCUAACGUUGGCGCACAGACGGUGCUCUGAAGGUCGCCGGUUGUGACUUAACGUUGUCACUGCACUGCGUCUUUGUCUCCUUCACUGCCUCUUUCAGGUUGUUGGUCGACGUCUUACAUGUACUGAUGUCACUUGUUGUAGUCACUUUCAGAGUGAAGCUAAUCUAUUUAUUGAUCCUGAUCAGGAAAGAAUCAGAAUGACCUCACUGGGGGGUGUGUCCUGUGGCUAGACAGUCCAUCACCUGACCUUUGCCCUCCUCGCUAAACCUUCCCUUUGAAUUCUGCGCAGAGCUAGACAAGCAGUAACCACGACGACAGCUUUUGCCUGUGGUGACCAGAAUCAUAUUAUGUCAGUCUUCUGUGUCACGCCCACAAAAAGAGGGCUGUGGCCAGCUCAGCAGGUGAGCUCCCCUUUAUUACAACCCCUUUAAAAUCGCCUCAGCGACACAUCAGCUCUGAUUGGCUGAAAUCUUUUUAAUUCCUACUUUUGUGCCUUACUUGUUGAAACCAGUAGUUUUGUGUUUCUGUGAUUCAGCGUUCUAAGACAUGUUUACGUCGCUGGUAUUAAAAUACAUUGCAUUUAAUCCUGAAUGUAUUUAUAAAUGAACUCACGCUCAGCUCUGAUUGAUUGAGCUUCAGAUGUCCCACACUUUUUUCUAUGGGGGAGGGGGGGGCACAAACAACUGCCUUUUUGACUGUUUGCGCUCCACAACACUAUGCUGCUGACUCCGCCCAUUGCUUUAUGAUGUAAUCACAUUGUCAGUAAUUUUCUAAAUAGUUUGAAUACAGAUUUGGACCAAAACAUCUCAAUCAAGAUGUUCAAGUAAAUUUUCCAUUCGGAUGUCUUUGUGCUCGGUGGCGUGUCCGCUAACGGUUUGAAGUUCAUGUUCAGUGAUGCUGCAGUGGUGAAUGGAUGGAGACGCCUUUGGGUUCCUGAGCAAAACUGAGUGUUCCAGUAGACACAAUUCUGGGAAGCAUCUUUUGUCUUCUGAGGGCAUAGAAAACAAAAGACGCUUCAGAGAAUAUCUGCAAAUGGAAUGCCUUAUUUUAUUUCUAAAAUAAAGACAGUCACCGUGGCUCUGCCUUCCUUACAUCAUCAGAAUGUGGCUUUUAAACUUUAAAGCUGUAAACGUAAACACUUAUGUGGUUUCUGUGGCUGAUUGGUGAAAAAGAGUCAGCAAAUAUAA